Gordionus sp. m RMFG-2023 is the source of this 2310-nucleotide messenger RNA. Its product is annotated as solute carrier family 52, riboflavin transporter, member 2-like. The record is from RefSeq and is a predicted model, not a curated record. Lineage: Eukaryota; Metazoa; Nematomorpha; Gordioida; Chordodea; Parachordodidae. The transcript has 7 exons. Bases 171 to 1685 code for a protein of 504 amino acids. Gene Ontology annotation, biological process: riboflavin transport. Gene Ontology annotation, cellular component: plasma membrane. Gene Ontology annotation, molecular function: riboflavin transmembrane transporter activity.
GAGCAUUUAAAGGUUCGGCUAAAUGAUUAUUAACCAAAAUUGUCAUUUUUUUAAAUGAAAAUCCUGGAGUUAGAAUUAAUCAUCCUCCAAUAAAUCACCAGAAGUUUAUUAAUCAUACAACUAGCCAUUCAAUCUUCUAUUAAUCCAAUCCAUUGGAAUAAUUAUAUCACAUGGUAGUACCCAAAUCACUAAAGGUAGACAUUGUAAACUAUGUUCUGAUUGUGAUUUUUGGGAUCAGUUCUUGGAUCAGUGUUAAUAGUGUAUGGGUGGAGUUACCUGUUUUUGUGAAUGCUCUCCCAGAAAAAUGGGCUCUUCCCUCCUACUUUUCUAUAAUUAUCCAAUUAGCUAACCUAAUCAUUCUCCUAUCAACAGCUGGUUUCAACCUAUUCAAAAAAUACAGAUCUCAUCGGUCAUCCACUUUAAUGAUAGAUAUCAACAACAACAUCAUUAAUGAAACUAAGAGACAUUCCAAUAUCAACUGGCACGCUUCGGCUAUAUAUGCUGUACUAAUACUUCAACUCUCGGUCGUUAUGGCUACCCCAUUCCGCUGGGACCAGUUGACUUUGGUAGCCGGUUCGUCUCGCAGCGUCUCCCUGUUAAUCCUGCUAUUUUUCAUGGCCCUGGCCAACUGCUCUUCCAGCAUCCUGUUCAUGCCUUUCAUGUCAACUUUUCCUGCCCCGGCUUACGUGACAGCCUAUUACCUGGGAUCCGGUCUGAGUGGACUCUUGCCCAGUUUUCUCUCUCUCGCUCAGGGCAUAGGUGGUAGUCCAUCUUGCGUUAAUUCUACGACUGCCGACAAUCACACAUUUCGAGUACCAUCUACCUUGAAGCCUCGUUUUGGUAUUUCGACAUUCUUCGGGAUCAUACUGGCUGUUUUGUUAAUAUCCGCCUUUGCAUUUUACGCGCUGAGUUGGCGCCGAAUCAUAGAAAGGAGGCUCAGAGUGGCGAAUUUCACGGAGACUGCCUCGGAAUCGAAAGACAUGAACGAUGUCAAUUUUCAAUCUUCCGAAAAAUCCAUCAAAAUGGGAGAUGAUAACCAACAACUCGUGCCCGAAAUUUCUACAUCAAUCAAUCGAAUCAAUUCACCGUCAUCCGAUCAAGUACCCGUCAAUACCCACACCUCUUCGACAGCAGUUUCAUAUAAAUUUGGCCCCGAUGGUCAGCGGGUGCCAACGACUCUCACUUGCUCUAUCCUACUCUUCCUAUUGGCUUGCCUAAGCGCUCUCGAUAAUGGGGUAAUUCCAUCUAUCCAGUCCUACGCCGCCUUGCCUUACGGCAACAUGGCUUUCCAUUUAUCCGUAUCGCUUUCGAGUCUCUCAAACCCGCUGGCCUGUUUUAUGGCGUUUUUUAGGCCCCUAGCGUUAGGCGCUAAGCAUUACUAUUUUUUGGCCGGGAUCUGUGCCUUACUAUCGUCCAUUAUUUUGGGAUUUGCGCUCAAAAGUCCCCACCCUCCAUUGGCCGGAACGCUCGCAGGAACUGUGCUGACGGUUGUUCUGUGGAUCGUUUUGGAAACGCUGUUUUCGUACAUCAAAGUAAGUUUAGCUAGCGAAUUCCACCGGAAGGGCAAAAAAUGGCUGAUGUGGCACGGAAUUUGCACUCAAUUGGGUUCGGCUCUGGGGGCCUUCCUCAUUUUCGUCAUGAUCAAUUAUCUCAAGCUGUUUAAAUCUAGCAAAGCUUGUGUUUAGAAGAAAAAUGAAACUAAAAAUUACUAUGCCACUAUCUUGGGUAUCAUUGGACUGAUCUCUAUCUAUUAUAUGACCAUAUUUCAGAUGAGUCAACAAUAUAAAAGAAAUCUUAUGGAAUGUCGUAGGAGUUAGAACAUUCCAAUAUUUACAAGCCACUCAUAUACUCGAUGAGGUCUCUUCUAUCGCUUAUUUGUGAAGGUUAUAUUAUAAUAUAUAUUUUAUCGAUAAUUGUGUUUAUCUGUUUUUAUUAUUCUAAAUUUUGGCCCUGAUACAAAUAAUUAUAUAAUUUACUUCUACGAAAUCAUACUAUAUAAAUUCAUUGCGAAUUAUAUUAUAUUUCUAUCAUAUAUUAAACCUGCAUAAACAAAUUUUUAUAAUUCCUAGUCCCUUUGCAUUUGAUCAUCUUCAUACAAAACGUAUGUAAUUUUUAUUAAAUAUUAUAGCGAUUUAUUUUAAAAAUUAUUAUUUCAAUUUUACUUUUUUUUAAGAAACAUCGAGUCAAAACAUCCUUUUUUUAUAUAAAUUGUGUGAUAUUAUAUUUAUUGUCUUAUCUUAUUCGCUCUAUAAAAAAUAUUAAAAAAUGACUUAUAAAACAUAAUUUUAUUAUUUUUUAUCUGACCAAAUA